AUGGCGUCCUACAGUAAGAUCAAGGUCAAGAACCCGGUGGUGGAACUGGACGGUGAUGAGAUGACUCGAAUUAUAUGGCAGGAAAUCCGGGAAAAGUUGAUCCUUCCGUACCUGGAUAUCGAUCUUAAAUACUACGACCUUGGUCUGGAAUACCGCGAUCAGACUGAUGACAAGAUAACCAUCGAGGCCGCCGAGGCCAUCAAAAAGUACAGUGUAGGUGUUAAGUGCGCUACCAUCACGCCUGAUGAGGCCCGCGUGGAGGAGUUCAAGCUGAAGAAGAUGUGGCUCUCGCCCAACGGCACCAUCCGUAAUAUCCUCGGCGGUACCGUCUUCCGCGAGCCCAUCAUUAUCCCCCGUGUUCCCCGCCUGGUCCGUGGCUGGACCAAGCCCAUCAUCAUCGGUCGUCAUGCCUCUGGAGACCAGUACAGGGCCCAUGACCGGGUGAUUCCCGGCCCCGGUAAGCUGGAGCUUGUCUACACGCCGGUGGGUGGCCAGCCUGAGAACGUCCAGGUGUACGAUUUCCAGGGUAGUGGUGUCACUCAAUGUCAAUACAACACCGAUGAGUCCAUCUUGGGCUUCGCCCAUGCCAGCUUCCAGAUGGCCCUGAUGAAGGGUCUGCCUCUGUAUAUGAGCACCAAGAAUACCAUCCUGAAGAAGUACGAUGGACGUUUUAAGGACAUCUUCCAGGAGAUCUACGAGAAGGAUUACCAGAAGGACUUUGAGGCCAAGGGAAUCUGGUACGAGCACCGUCUGAUCGACGACAUGGUUGCUCAGAUGAUCAAGAGCGAGGGUGGCUUUGUCAUGGCCCUGAAGAACUACGACGGUGACGUCCAGUCCGACAUCGUCGCCCAGGGCUUCGGCUCCCUCGGCUUGAUGACCUCGACCCUGUCUACCCCCACGGGUGAGGUGUUUGAGUCCGAGGCCGCACACGGCACCGUAACCCGCCACUAUCGUGAGCACCAAAAGGGCCAUGAGACCUCGACCAACCCUAUUGCAUCGAUCUUCGCUUGGACCCGUGGUCUGGUCCAGCGCGGCAAGCUCGACGAGACUCCCGACGUGAUCGCCUUCGCCGAGGAGCUCGAGCGCGCCUGCGUUGAUGUCGUCAAUGAUGAGGGCAUCAUGACCAAGGAUCUGGCUCUGGCUUGCGGCUGCAAGGUCCGCGAGGCCUGGGUCACCACCAAAGAGUACAUAGCCGCUGUCGAGCAGAGGCUGAAGGAAAACAUCGAGGCCCGUCCGUAA
Molecule: messenger RNA, 1239 nt
Organism: Penicillium argentinense
Lineage: Eukaryota; Fungi; Ascomycota; Eurotiomycetes; Eurotiales; Aspergillaceae
Product: NADP-dependent isocitrate dehydrogenase
Exons: 1
Coding region: 1-1239 (412 amino acids)
Biological process (GO): isocitrate metabolic process
Cellular component (GO): mitochondrion
Molecular function (GO): isocitrate dehydrogenase (NADP+) activity; magnesium ion binding; NAD binding
Source: RefSeq, a predicted model, not a curated record